Molecule: messenger RNA, 2063 nt
Organism: Puntigrus tetrazona (Sumatra barb)
Lineage: Eukaryota; Metazoa; Chordata; Actinopteri; Cypriniformes; Cyprinidae
Gene: c1h19orf67
Product: chromosome 1 C19orf67 homolog
Exons: 7
Coding region: 1-1020 (339 amino acids)
Source: RefSeq, a predicted model, not a curated record
AUGGCUAAAGCAGAGCACGCGGAGUGGAAGUCUUUGCUAUCCGAAGAAAAUGAAGCAUCCCGGUGUCUGUCAGAAUCAGAAACGACUACACACGCUCUUGAAGAUGUCGGUGCAAUGGCGCCCUCGUUCGGUGAUGAGAGGUAUUUUUUAGUUGAAGGCGCAGAAGCUCAGGAUAAGAGAAUAAUGGAUGCAAAAAUCUCUCCCAUUGAACGGCAACUUGAGUACUUGCUGAACAAGGCUGACGAGUUUCAAACACAGCUUCUGUGGAGUCGAGAGUGCCUCCAGAAUUAUGGGUUUGCCCAUAUCGUCCCCAUGUUUUUGCAAACUUGUCAGCCGUACUUCACUUACCUGGAGUCCACAGCCAGAAACUCCCACCCCUUCCGUCCAGCUCUGUCCACAUACAUCCGUGCACAACUUUUGCAGUUUUCUCAGCAACUGUGUUCUCGUCUGGAGCAGCUGGUGUUGCUGUACGCCUCCUUCAGUUUGUUCUCACUGGAGGAAUCUGAUCCACUGAGUAUCUCUCACUUCUUUAUUGGCCAGUGUCAAAUAGACAACACGAAGCUGUCAAUCUUCCGGUACAGUUGCCCCACUCCUUUUCUCACAUCAGCCUGUACUGGCUUAUACAAACGUAUGCGCUGGAAUGUGGAGCGACAAAUAGAGGGAGAAGGACAGACGUAUGACAGUGCAGAGUUUUAUUUCCUGUGCUGCGAGGAUGUCAUUAAGGCAGCAGACGAUAAGGAUGUAGACGGAAAGCGUGAGGAGGAAAAUACAGAAACCGACAGAGAGAGUAGAGCACAAAGGAUUUGGUCAAUUGGCUGGUGGAUUCAGACAUACCCUGAUCCAGACACAGAGGACAUCACUGAUUGGGUGCUGUGUUUAGUUCCUUUCGGUCAGUAUAAACAGCUGUUGUGCCUGGGAAGUGAGGAGCCUUCAUCCUGCACUGCCACAGACUGUCUUCUGGGGGUGCUGCUGUCUCAGGAAACAGAUUUGGCACAAAAACCUGAGGUGGCGCUCAGUUAGAGCCUCACCCGGUCUGGACAGAGCAUUUGGUUUAUUGAAAUCAGAUGAGAGCACAGAUAGAAGUUUAAAAACCUAACGUCAGUACAUGUUUCAAAAGGUUUGUUGGUUCAUGGCUGUUAUCGUGCUACGUUGGUUGUUAUGUGGUAAAUAAUUUACACUAGUGAUGGAAAGUUAAACAGAGUGAAAGUUAAAGUUGGUUUGACAUUUAAUCUUUAUUUUUUAUGAAAACAUUAAAAUACAGAGGCCAUCCAAGUAGUCUGUUACAAAAUCCAGAAAUAAAACCUGCUGGCAGUCAGAGCCUGCUGCCUUCUUUUCUCUAUAAAACAAAGAAAUAAAGCAAUCCUUCCUUUCAAAAUAAUAAAUUACAAAAAUAUACACAAUAAAAGGUGGAAUAUCUACCACACAGAAGUAGUUAUGUCUUUGCACAGUUGUUGGAAAACAUAGUAAAGAUCAGUGGAGAGAGCAGAGCAUUAUAAACAAUGCAGUUGUGUUCCUUCAUACGUCUCAUUGUAAAUCAGCCCAGUCAAAGCUAAUCUCAGUGCAUUUUUACUGCUGGCUUGUGUGUGUAUACAGUAGGUUUCUCUGUAUGGUAUUUGUAUCUGUGAUAUGUCAAGUUAUUCAACAGUAGUUAAGCCAAAAUACAGUGAAAGUCAGAAUCUACCUGGAAUCCCUGUGUUCCCUGAUUAUAAUGUAAAGCGGUUCCUUUGAUAUAUAUACUAAAAAAGGUUUGAAUUAAAUAAAUGCUACUACAUUUACAGUGUCAAACAGUACUAUACAGUCUCUAAACUACUUCACAGCACUAAUAGACAAAUAGGCAGUACAACAGUACAGUACAAAUGAAAUUAAAACCGUAAUCUCUCUUCAUAAUACAGUAAACAGACUUCAUCACUGUCCCUUUAAAUUAAUAUACAUGCACCAUCACACGACAAAACAUAAUAGGGGCUCCAAUAAUCAAAUUGUGCUUUAACAUUCCACUGGGCCACGAUCAAUCAAUUCAUUCAGUCAGACUUGUGACAGACAAAACUCCUCACCAGACUCAAAUA